AUGCAGACAUCGGCCGCUCAGGACCAGUCCAAGCCUACCAUCGAGAUGAGCUUAAGAGAACACUUACUCGCUGCUGGCGCUGGCCAGCCCGCCGUACAGCCUUUGCCCCAGCACCCGACACAUUCUCAACACCCACACCCUCCCAGCCAGCCCCACGCCAUUGACCCUGCCAUUGGCGGCCCGACCUCGUACGACAUGAGCGCUGGCGGCCCCGACGACGGCAAUACCAGUGAGGGUCGCUCAAAGGGACGGAGAGAGCUGUCCACGUCCAAGCGCGCUGCCCAGAAUCGCGCUGCUCAGCGCGCAUUCCGUCAGCGCAAGGAGGAGUACAUCAAGCAGCUCAAAGACCAGGUCAAGGAGUUUGAGCAGCUAUGCGAGCUCUACAAGACGCUUCAGACCGAGAACUAUCAAUUGCGCGACUACAUCAUCAACCUCCAAUCCCGACUCCUCGAGACCCAGGGCGAGAUCCCCCCUGCCCCGGCUGGUGUAGACCUCAACCGACCGCACGCCGAGCAAGCCAACAUGCACCCCCAGCCACAGCCACCCCAGACCCCACAACAGCCCGAGCAGCAACAGCAGCAGCAACAACCUGCGCAGAACAACAGCAACGGCGGCCUGUCGGAGCGCCAGAUUGGUGAGCUACAAAUGGCAGCCCAAGCAGCAGCCGCCGCUCAGCACAGCACGGCCGGCACCAAACACGCAAACGUCGAUAGUUCAUAUGACUUCACAGAGAAGCGCCAAAAGGUCGACGAAUCUCCCCAAGCCACUCCGAUCCAUGGCUUACCAGCGUAG
Molecule: messenger RNA, 792 nt
Organism: Bipolaris sorokiniana ND90Pr
Lineage: Eukaryota; Fungi; Ascomycota; Dothideomycetes; Pleosporales; Pleosporaceae
Exons: 5
Coding region: 1-792 (263 amino acids)
Cellular component (GO): RNA polymerase II transcription regulator complex
Molecular function (GO): DNA-binding transcription activator activity, RNA polymerase II-specific; transcription cis-regulatory region binding
Source: RefSeq, a predicted model, not a curated record